AUUGAUGAAUGAAAGUCAUAUGUUCCUUAAUAUAUCUCCAAGCUUGUGAGGUGUUAAUUAGUUCAUGCUUUUUUUUCUGCAAAUUUUUGAUAUGAUUUCAGCGACACGUGUAUCUUUUGGCGUGUGCACACUUCUAUUGUGUACUUCCAUUUUUCAGGGGAUUACUACGCACCGCGAAAUCGCGGUAUCGAAAGGAUGGUAUGCGCUUUGAAGCGCGUAACGGCCAGGCCUCCUACCUCCACGGCAUUUAUAUCGAAAAGGUCUCACUCCGUUCGAAGAUGCUGGCGCGAAAAAUUCCUGGUGGAUGUGUUGCGCCGCUGCCGCAUCAAAAGCGCCACGCGAGGACGCUCCGCGCCGUCUCGGCGGCGCCGUGUAGCCCGGCCGCUCGCCCUCGUCGGGCAAGUGGUGGCCGCGCGCUUUUCUGGGGGCGAAGGCCUCCGCAUGUUUGCGCUUGUGCCGCUGCCUGCCGCGGCGCGCGCUGGCAACGGCCCCGAACCCCUUGGGCAUAGCAUAGGCGGGACCAUGUGGCCGGGUUGCGGCUGGCGCCCACUUAUCCACCGCGGGCCGCCCCUGUUGUGCCGCCCAGCACGCUUCUGGUUGCAAAUUGAUAUUGCGCUGGGCUGCAGUGGCCGUUGCAAGAGCCGAACUGCCGCGCCAGCC
Amoebophrya sp. A120 is the source of this 660-nucleotide messenger RNA. NCBI's taxonomy places the organism in Eukaryota, Dinophyceae, Syndiniales, Amoebophryaceae. The record is from the annotation of a GenBank genome assembly.